AUGAAGCUUCUCAAUACCCUCCUCGGUCUUUCGACCGCGCUUGUCAUUGGUGUUGCCGCCAUUGGUGACUGUGACAGCGGUCCUUUCGCGGCCCUCCAGGCCGUUGGCGACAAGCACGACUCCAGCGAUUUCGAUGUCGAAAUCUGCGAGACGCAAUGGAACUCUGGUCAGGUCGUCCGUGGUGUCGAAGUCUGGGGAAGCAAGAACCGCAUCAGCGGUAUUUCCUUGACGUACUCCAACCAGGACAAAAGUCAUCUCGUCGGCGCUCGGGACGGAGACUACCACCAAUCUCUGGACUGGGACCCUUUCACUGUUCAGGUCACGCGGACCGUGCUCUGGUCUGAUAAGGAUGCUAAUCAGCUUGGUGGGCUGCGCAUCGAGCUAUCCAAUGGCGACACCAUAGAGAUGAAGGUCGACAAGAUCAGUGAGAGCACGUUCAGCCCUGAUAUCGGUAGUGGCAUUAUGCUGGGUGGCUGGGGUAGAGCGGAUGAUCACAUCACGGCUUGGGGAUGGCUCUUCCUUGAGGAUAAGGUGGACAAGAUUCAGAUUGGAGACUUUGUCUGGGACCAGGACCAGGAUGAUUUCGCCAAAUCGCAAGCAGGGAUCAAGAAAACCGUGAAGGCGUCCCAGGGACAGUACAACUCUGCUUCAAACACCACGACUAUCGCGUUCGACAUCUCAGACACUGUCUCCAACUCGUACUCUUACAGUCAAAGCGUCCACUUUAACUUCGGCAUGGGUUACUCUCUUGAGAUCAGCGCUCAGGUUGCCGGCGCCGGCCCCAAGGCGACCACUAGCGUUUCCUUCGAGGUGGGCACGGAGUCCAAGAAGGAAUGGACCGAGACGCAGAGCACGACUCUCACCUUCAAGGUCUCCCAACCAGCCUUGUCCGGGAAGACCACCAUGUGCAUCGGCUACGUCGAGUACGGCGAGUUCGAUAUGGGCUACGAAGCCAACGUUCACAUUGUGCUCAAGAAUGGCAAGACCUUUGAUUUCAGGGAGAGGGGUGAGAGGAAGCAGACUAUGUUCGGUCAGGCGCAGACGGCGUGUGCGGACGAGGAUGGCGACCAUUCUUCGGAAAGCCCUGAGGACUUUGUGAAUCGUCAUCGCCCAGCCACGACGAAGAGGGAGAACAGGAAGAGGGAGAGUAGGUUUAUCUCUCGCGGGCCCGUUGCCUAG
Messenger RNA from Didymosphaeria variabile, 1179 nucleotides. RefSeq lists its product as uncharacterized. The coding region runs from base 1 to 1179 and encodes 392 amino acids. NCBI's taxonomy places the organism in Eukaryota, Fungi, Ascomycota, Dothideomycetes, Pleosporales, Didymosphaeriaceae. The transcript is spliced from 2 exons. The record is from RefSeq and is a predicted model, not a curated record.